This is a messenger RNA of Zygosaccharomyces rouxii, 264 nucleotides long. RefSeq names its product 40S ribosomal protein eS21. The coding region runs from base 1 to 264 and encodes 87 amino acids. Gene Ontology annotation, biological process: endonucleolytic cleavage in ITS1 to separate SSU-rRNA from 5.8S rRNA and LSU-rRNA from tricistronic rRNA transcript (SSU-rRNA, 5.8S rRNA, LSU-rRNA); translation; endonucleolytic cleavage to generate mature 3'-end of SSU-rRNA from (SSU-rRNA, 5.8S rRNA, LSU-rRNA). Gene Ontology annotation, molecular function: structural constituent of ribosome. Gene Ontology annotation, cellular component: ribosome; cytosolic small ribosomal subunit. The transcript has 2 exons. Lineage: Eukaryota; Fungi; Ascomycota; Saccharomycetes; Saccharomycetales; Saccharomycetaceae. The record is from RefSeq and is a predicted model, not a curated record.
AUGGAGAACGAUAAGGGCCAACUAGUCGAACUUUACGUUCCAAGAAAGUGUUCUGCCACCAACAGAAUUAUCAAGGCCAAGGACCACGGUUCCGUCCAAAUCAACAUUGCUAAGGUUGAUGAGGAAGGCCGUGCCAUCCCAGGUGAAUACAUCACUUACGCCCUAUGUGGUUACGUCAGAGCUAGAGGUGAAGGUGAUGAUUCUUUGAACCGUUUGGCUCAAAACGACGGUUUGUUGAAGAACGUCUGGUCUUACUCCCGUUAA